This is a messenger RNA of Dermacentor andersoni, 1406 nucleotides long. RefSeq names its product cholesterol 7-desaturase nvd-like. Gene Ontology annotation, molecular function: oxidoreductase activity; 2 iron, 2 sulfur cluster binding. The record is from RefSeq and is a predicted model, not a curated record. Gene Ontology annotation, cellular component: cytoplasm. Gene Ontology annotation, biological process: cholesterol metabolic process. Lineage: Eukaryota; Metazoa; Arthropoda; Arachnida; Ixodida; Ixodidae.
AUCUGCGAGAAGGACGAAGCACAGAGGUGCACGGGUACCGUCUCUUUUGCUCGUUACUGUCUGGUCCGACUCUGCGCACCAAAUUUAAGACGGCGACGCCCGUUCCUCGCAUUUACUCAGACGGUGCGCGGGCUUCCCAAAGCAGACCCAUGAAAGCUUAGCCCCUUGCCAUGAUUUCCAUGUACGCGUUUUUCUGGUCCAGCCUGGGCUAUGCGCCGCUCAUUGCUUUCUUCGCAAGCCUCACCUGGGCCUUCUUGCGGCACCGUGCACGGGCAUCGGAGGAUAAGAAAAGGCUGGCUCCUGCCCGAAGGCGGUAUCCUCAAGAGGAUUUGCCGCCGGUGUAUCCCAAUGGCUGGUUUCCUAUUAUAGAGUCUCAAGAACUCAAGGUCAAACAAGUAAAGCGAAUCGACGUACUUGGAUUAGAGCUUGUCGCGUUUCGUACCGAGGACGGCGCUGCACACGUGCUUGACGCCUACUGCCCGCACCUGGGCGCCCACCUGGGAGUGAUGGGCCGUGUGGUGGGAGAUUGCAUCGAGUGCCCCUUCCACGGGUGGAGGUUCGACGCAAACGACGGCGCCUGCACCCACGUUCCUUACUCGGCCAAAGUGCCCGACUUCGUCAAAAUAAAAACUUGGACCACGGCCGAGCUUCUGGGCAACGUGUUUCUGUGGUACCACGCCGACGGCGAAGAGCCCAGCUGGCAGGUAGAAGACGUUCCCGAGGUGACAAGCGGUCGCUGGAAAGCGUGGAGGCGAUACGAGGAAACGCUGAGCUGCCACAUCCGGGACCUGUCCGAAAACGAGUCGGACUUCAUGCACUUCAGCUACUUCCACGGACCCAACGUCCUGCUGCCGCCGGAGGAGUUCGCGAAAAACGCGGGCGACACCGGCUGGGGCCGCUUCUUCACGCACCUGUGGACAGCCAAGGGGUACACAAAGGAGCACCUCUUCUGCGUCGACAUCGCCGCCAAGAUCCGAGUUCUUGGCCGGUGCCCGCGCUUCUUCGACAACGUGAGCAACCUGACGCAGCAGGGACCCGGGCUAAUGGUGGUGCGCGUCGAGUGUGGCUUCGGCAACCAACUUAUCGUGAUCGCGGUCACGCCGAUGGGUCCGUUCCGGAUCCGCGUGGUGCACACCAUGCAUUUCGAGCCCCGCGCAAGCUUGCUCUUCCGCUGGCUGGCAGGCAUCAUCUACACGAAAGCCUUCGAAAGGGAUCUGCUCGUGUGGAAUCACAAGAAGAUGCUGUUGAAGCCACCCUUGCAGAAAGGAGACAAGACUAUUGCCGAAUUUCGUAGGUGGUACAACCAAUUCUACAGCCACAGUAGCCCCACGUGGCAGGAUAUUCGGUCUCGCACUCUGGAAUGGUGAACGUCAACUUUUGCGGUGUUAUAAAAUACAUCGUGCUUC